Messenger RNA from Pyricularia pennisetigena, 219 nucleotides. RefSeq lists its product as uncharacterized. The coding region runs from base 1 to 219 and encodes 72 amino acids. The record is from RefSeq and is a predicted model, not a curated record. The transcript is spliced from 2 exons. Lineage: Eukaryota; Fungi; Ascomycota; Sordariomycetes; Magnaporthales; Pyriculariaceae.
AUGUGCAAGGGACGUGCAUAUGUGGGUCCCACGCAGGGAAAGGAAUGGUGCCAACAAGGAUUCUGGGACCCUGAACUUUCAACGGGCGGCCUGCAGAAGAUUAGAACGAUGAUUUUGACUCCACCAGAGCUCUCCCUUGAGUGGUGCGAACCUUGUGGCCCGGUACAUGGUCUUUUCCAGUGCCGGCAUACUCUGGAACUAGCAUACCUAGCCGCGUAA